Cyclopterus lumpus (lumpfish) is the source of this 2616-nucleotide messenger RNA. RefSeq names its product V-type proton ATPase 116 kDa subunit a-like. Gene Ontology annotation, cellular component: vacuolar proton-transporting V-type ATPase, V0 domain; plasma membrane; vacuolar proton-transporting V-type ATPase complex. Gene Ontology annotation, molecular function: proton-transporting ATPase activity, rotational mechanism; ATPase binding. The record is from RefSeq and is a predicted model, not a curated record. Bases 1 to 2616 code for a protein of 871 amino acids. The transcript is spliced from 21 exons. NCBI's taxonomy places the organism in Eukaryota, Metazoa, Chordata, Actinopteri, Perciformes, Cyclopteridae. Gene Ontology annotation, biological process: proton transmembrane transport; vacuolar acidification.
AUGGGGGAACUGUUCAGGAGCGAGGAGAUGACCCUGGCCCAGCUCUUUCUCCAGUCUGAGGCAGCCUACUGCUGCGUCAGUGAGCUGGGAGAACUGGGCAUGGUCCAGUUUAGAGAUCUGAAUCCAGACGUAAACGUGUUCCAGCGCAAGUUUGUGAAUGAAGUGAGGAGAUGUGAGGAGAUGGACAGGAAACUGAGGUUUGUGGAGAAGGAGAUCAAGAAAGCGAUUAUCCCAACCGUUGACACUGGAGAAAAUCCAGAGGUGCCUUUUCCCAGGGACAUGAUCGACCUAGAGGCCACCUUUGAGAAGCUGGAGAAUGAGCUGAAGGAAAUCAACACCAACCAGGAGGCCCUGAAGAAGAACUUCCUGGAGUUGACGGAGCUCAAGCACAUCCUCCGUCGCACACAGCAGUUCUUUGAUGAGAUGGAGGAUCCCAACCUGCUGGAGGAGUCAUCGUCCCUGAUGGAGGGCAGUGAGGGGGGCCGUGGGGCCCCGCUCAGACUGGGCUUUGUGGCCGGAGUGAUCGGCAGGGAGAGGAUCCCGACCUUCGAGAGGAUGCUGUGGAGAGUGUGUCGCGGUAACGUCUUCCUGAGGAAGGCAGAGAUUGAGGACCCUCUGGAGGACCCCGCCACGGGAGACCAAGUCCACAAAUCUGUGUUCAUUAUCUUCUUCCAAGGUGACCAGCUGAAGAACAGGGUGAAGAAGAUCUGUGAGGGGUUCCGUGCCUCCCUCUACCCAUGUCCAGAGACCCCACUGGAGAGGAAGGAGAUGCUGGCUGGAGUCAACAGCCGCAUCGACGACCUCCAGAUGGUGCUGAACCAGACUGAGGACCACCGUCAGCGAGUGCUGCAGGCCGCCUCCAAGACCAUGCGGGUGUGGUUCAUCAAGGUGAGGAAGAUGAAGGCCAUCUACCACACGCUCAACCUGUGCAACAUCGACGUCACCCAGAAGUGUCUGAUCGCUGAGGUGUGGUGUCCCGUCUCGGACCUGGACUCCAUCCAGUUUGCUCUUCGCAGAGGGACGGAGAGGAGCGGCUCGACGGUGCCGUCCAUUCUCAACAGGAUGCAGACAAAGCAGACUCCACCUACCUUCAAUAAGACCAACAAGUUCACGUCAGGCUUCCAGAACAUCGUGGACGCCUACGGCAUCGGGAACUACCGGGAGAUCAAUCCAGCUCCGUACACCAUCAUUACGUUCCCCUUCCUGUUUGCGGUGAUGUUUGGCGACAUGGGUCACGGCGCGCUGAUGACCUGUGCUGCCCUCUACCUGGUCAUCCGAGAGAGUCGCCUCGUGGCCCAGAAGAGUGACAACGAGAUGUUCAACAUGGUGUUUGCUGGUCGCUAUAUCAUCCUGCUGAUGGGGAUCUUCUCCAUGUACACCGGAAUCAUUUACAACGACUGCUUCUCCAAGUCGCUCAACAUGUUCGGCUCUGGGUGGAGCGUCAGGCCCAUGUUUAGCCCCAAAGGAGCCAACUGGACGUUUGAGACACUUGAUUCCAAUAAAGUUCUGCAGUUGGACCCAGCUGUUCCUGGUGUGUUCAACGGGCCUUAUCCACUCGGAAUUGACCCGAUCUGGAACGUUGCCACCAACAAGCUGACCUUCCUCAACUCCUUCAAGAUGAAGAUGUCCGUGAUCCUGGGCGUCAUCCACAUGCUGUUUGGAGUGUCUCUCAGUCUCUUCAACCACCUGUACUUCAAGAAGCCGCUGAACAUCUUCCUGGGCUUCAUCCCCGAGAUCGUCUUCAUGACCAGCCUGUUCGGCUACCUCGCCCUGCUGGUCUUCUACAAGUGGACGGCCUAUGACGCCUUCACCUCCAAGGACGCGCCCAGCCUGCUCAUCCACUUCAUCAACAUGUGUCUCUUCAACUACAGCGACCCCACCAGCAAGCCCCUCUACAGGGGACAGAUGGGGAUCCAGAUUUUGUUGGUGCUGAUUGCCCUUGCAUGUGUACCCUGUAUGCUGAUUGUGAAAACUAUGAUGCUUCGGCGUCAGCACCUGCGGAAAAUGCACCUGUCCCAGAAGAGGGAAGAAACCCCUGCAGAGAAUCUAGAGCAGUCUUUAGAGCAAACAGGCGUGUCCUCAUCAUGCACCGGGCUCACCCAACAGGGCACGCAGAAGUUCGGAGGGGUGCGGGUGGGCAACGGGCCCACGGAGGAUGAGGCUGGCAUUGUGGACCAUGACCACCUCUCCCAGCACUCAGAGGAAGGAGAUGAGCACCCAGAGGAAGAGCCGUUUGACUUUGGGGACGUAGCUGUCCACCAGGCCAUCCACACCAUAGAGUACUGUCUGGGAUGCAUCUCUAACACGGCCUCCUACCUGCGUCUCUGGGCCCUCAGCCUGGCUCAUGCACAGCUGUCAGAGGUGCUCUGGACCAUGGUGAUGCACCUGGGUCUGUCCUCCCGGAGUGGCGGCGGGUUCUUCGGCCUGUCUAUCAUCUUCGCGGCCUUUGCCACCCUCACUGUUGCCAUCCUGCUCAUCAUGGAGGGGCUGUCAGCCUUCCUGCACGCCCUGCGUCUGCACUGGGUGGAGUUCCAGAACAAGUUCUACACGGGCCAGGGCUUCAAGUUUUUCCCGUUCUCAUUUGAGAGCAUCCUGGAGGGACGAUUUGAUGAGUGA